AUGCCUUCAAUUGUUGUAUCGGAAUCUCAAUCCUCUGAACGCAAGAAGAAAAUGAAGAAGCAGCAGCUGAAUCCCGAAACUCCGGAGCUUGACGAUUCUGUUGAGAAAAAGACCCAAAAAGAGAAAAAAUCCAAAAAGACAAAAAUGCCCUCCAACCUCGAUUCAAAUACUAUUACGACAACUAAAAAAGAUAAGAAGAAGAAGCGAAAAGCUACAGAGAUUGACGAGACUGAUAAUGAGGAGGAGAGGAGCGACACUAGUUCGGAGAUGGGCGAUGCGAUGAAUUUGAGUAUGAAGAAGAAAAUGAAAAUCGGGGAUGGUGAUGUGGAGAAGGUGAAAAAUCCGAAUGCACUGUCGAAUUUUCGGAUUUCAGAGCCGUUGAGGGAGGCAUUGAAGGCUAAGGGAAUUGAAUCGCUGUUCCCGAUUCAGGCCAUGACUUUUGAUACCAUUCUCGACGGGGCUGAUUUGAUUGGAAGGGCACGCACUGGUCAGGGCAAAACUUUGGCCUUUGUGUUACCAAUAUUGGAGUCGUUGACAAAUGGACCCACAGUAGCUUCAAGAAAGAAAGGAUAUGGGAGAAGCCCGAGUGUUCUUGUGCUUUUACCCACUAGGGAAUUGGCCACUCAGGUGUUUUCAGAUUUUGAAGUCUAUGGUGGAGCAUUAGGGUUGACAUCAUGUUGUCUAUAUGGGGGGUCUCCAUACAAGCCACAACAGAUACUAUUGAAAAGGGGUGUUGAUAUAGUAGUUGGAACUCCCGGACGCAUUAAAGAUCACAUAGAGAGGGGGAAUAUUGACUUAAGUUCACUGAAGUUCCGUGCCCUUGACGAGGCUGAUGAGAUGUUGAGGAUGGGUUUUGUUGAAGAUGUUGAACUGAUUCUAGGCAAGGUGGAGGACGCAAAUAAGGUUCAAACUCUUCUUUUCAGUGCCACAUUGCCAGACUGGGUGAAGCAUAUUUCAUCCAAGUUUUUGAAAAAGGAUAAGAAAACAGCUGAUCUUGUUGGCAAUGAGAAAAUGAAGGCUAGCACCAACGUGAGGCAUAUUGUUCUUCCUUGCUCUGGUUCAGCCAGAUCCCAGCUUAUUCCGGAUAUCAUCCGCUGCUAUAGUAGUGGUGGGCGCACCAUAAUCUUCACCGAGACAAAGGACUCUGCUUCUACACUUGCAGGCUUGUUGCCUGGAGCACGUGCGCUGCACGGGGACAUACAACAGGCUACACGAGAGGUCACACUUUCUGGAUUCAGGUCGGGCAAAUUUUCAACUCUUGUUGCCACAAAUGUGGCGGCACGUGGAUUGGAUAUCGAUGAUGUCCAACUAAUAAUUCAGUGUGAACCUCCACGUGAUGUAGAGGCAUAUAUUCACCGGUCUGGACGAACGGGAAGAGCAGGGAAAACUGGUGUUGCUGUAAUGCUUUAUGAUCCAAGGAAGUCAAAUUUUUCUAGGAUAGAAAGAGAAUCUGGGGUGAAGUUUGAGCAUAUAUCUGCUCCGCAGCCAGCUGAUAUAGCUAAAGCUGCUAGUGCAGAAGCAGCAGGAAAAAUCAAGGAGAUCUCCGAUAGUGUAAUUCCGGUAUUCAUGGCUGCUGUUGAAGAGCUACUAAGCACCUCUAAUUUAGCGCCAAAAGAACUUCUAUCAAAAGCUCUCGCCAAUGCUGCGGGUUAUACUGAGAUCAAGAGUCGAUCCCUGCUCACUUCAAUGGAGAACUACGUUACAGUUCUCCUUGGAUGUGGAAGGCCCGUUUUCACACCAUCGUUUGCUUACAGCGUACUGCGGAGAUUUUUACCUGAGGAGAAGGUGGAGUCCAUUAAGGGUCUUGCUUUGACGGCUGACGGUAAUGGUGCAGUGUUUGAUGUGGCUGCCGAAGAUCUGGACGCCUUCCUUGCUGGCCAAGAAAAUGCUGGUGGUGUAAGCUUAGAAGUAGUGAAAUCACUGCCACGCUUACAAGAAAGAGAGCAGGCACGUGGAGGAAGGUUUGGAGGUGGUGGGCGUGGUGGAUUUUCUGAUCGGAGAGAUGGUAGGUUUUCUGGAGGAAGAGGGGGAUUUUCUGAUCGAAGAAAUGAUAGAUUUUCGAGAGGCCCCAGCAGAGGAAGAGGCCGUGGCAACAGCAAUUGGUGA
Molecule: messenger RNA, 2106 nt
Organism: Fraxinus pennsylvanica
Lineage: Eukaryota; Viridiplantae; Streptophyta; Magnoliopsida; Lamiales; Oleaceae
Source: the annotation of a GenBank genome assembly